Messenger RNA from Ostrea edulis (European flat oyster), 663 nucleotides. RefSeq names its product lectin BRA-3-like. The record is from RefSeq and is a predicted model, not a curated record. The coding region runs from base 150 to 596 and encodes 148 amino acids. Lineage: Eukaryota; Metazoa; Mollusca; Bivalvia; Ostreida; Ostreidae. The transcript is spliced from 6 exons.
CAGUGUUUUCAUAAACACUUCAUCAUACAAUUUAUCGUUUUAGUAUUCAAGCUGUUUCACUUUUUCACUAUAUAAACUAUCAUUUGAAGCACUUUCUGACAGUACAGUUCUCACGAAAGCAGCAAGUGUCUGGAGAUCCGACAGAAGAAAUGGAGAUGAAGAUGUUUGUUUUACUGCUCAGUGUUUGCGUUCUGGGAAUGACCAAUUCUGCAUCUGGUGCAGAAUGGUUAAGAUACAAUAAACACUGGUAUUAUCAUUCUUCUCUAAAACUGAAUUGGAUGGGAGCCCAGUUGUACUGCCGACGUCAGGGUGGAAAUUUGGUGCACAUUGACAAUGCAGGAGAGAAUGAUUGGUUAUCUUCAAAGUACACCACAGGAUCCAUAUGGAUUGGAUAUACUGACCAACAUGCGGAAGGUCAGUGGAGUUCAGUAACUACUGGAGAGAGAGUGUCGUACACCAACUGGUCAAGAAACAAUCCGAACAAUUACAAAGGAAAUCAAAAUUGCGGAACGCUGAACUGGGGAGGUAACGGCCGCUGGGACGACAAUUCCUGCUCUACGAAACUCACCUUCAUCUGUGAAGUUUCAGGUUACUAAUACAGAAUAGAGGGAUGCCAUGUAGCCAUUUGGCAAUGCCUGUGUAUAAUAAAAAUAUUCAUUGUAA